Messenger RNA from Styela clava, 5544 nucleotides. RefSeq lists its product as uncharacterized. NCBI's taxonomy places the organism in Eukaryota, Metazoa, Chordata, Ascidiacea, Stolidobranchia, Styelidae. Gene Ontology annotation, biological process: DNA integration. Gene Ontology annotation, molecular function: nucleic acid binding. The record is from RefSeq and is a predicted model, not a curated record.
AUGGCUGAAGAUUCUGCACCGCAAUUGCAACAUGUGAUCUCCUCUGGAACACCAGUUGCUAAGCAUGACGAUGCAGGCUCAACUGGUUCAGCUCAUUCUGUUAUUUCUAAUGAGUCUGUGCGUGCAGAAUACAAUCUAAAGAUGGCUCAACUCAAGUUGGAGCAAUUUGAUCAGGAAGAGAAACUGAAAUCUGAGCUGUUAGAAGCAGUGAGAAGAAAAGCUGCUGAAUUGCAAAGAUUUCGGCUUGAACAAGAUUGUAAGGAAGCUGCUCUUAUGGCUGAAAUGGCUGAUGUGGAAUCUAGUGAUGGUUGGAGGUCUGUUGACUUGGCCAAUACAGCUCUGGGAGAUGCUCAGAGGCCUGUGGCUGUUGGUUCCUCAAAUGUCAAAAGAAGAUUAUGUAAGAAUAGGUUUCCUGAAGAAUUCAAUUCUACAUCACCUGAAAUGUCAGUUCAGGAAAAAGUUCAUUUUCUGGGAAAUGUUUCUAGACCCUAUCAAAGGGUUAGUCCAGGCAAAAAUGUUGACAAUUCAAAGAGUAAGGCUGAAACGCAAUUCUCUGAACAUCUAUACAAAUUGACUCAAGCGAUGCAGCAAGGCUUUUCACUUCCUCGUGCUGAGCCAUUAUCAUUUGAUGGUGACCCUUUGAACUAUUUUUCAUUCAUGAAAUCUUUCGAAAAUUUGAUAGAAGGCCAGGCAUACGAUUUUCGCACUAAAUUUCAACAAUUAGAACGUGCAUGCAUUGGUGACGCUAAAAGGGUUAUUAAGCGUUUUACUUAUGAAGAAGAUAUCGAAACUGCAUAUUAUUCUGCUUUGAAUGGCCUAAAAGAGGAAUUUGGUCGCCACGAUCAAGUUAUUGAAGCUUAUCGUAAGAGUUUAACUGAGGGCCGUGUACUAAAGAUGAAUGAUCUGUCUGCAUUGCGGGAAUAUGCUUCUGAAUUGAAAACAUGCCUUGUAGUUUUAAAGGCAUGGAAAAAGCCAAAUGCAAUGGAUUUAAGUGAAUUUCUAACUAGAAUUUUUGCACGUUUGCCAGAAGAUCUUCAACGAAUGUAUUUUGCGGAGCUCUUAGCUUCUUCAAAAAGGUCAACGUUUGCUACUUUGGUAGACUUUGCUUGCAGAGUAGCUCGGAUUACAUCUGACUGUUGUGUAGCGUCUUACAUGAAAAAUGCUGCUCGGGUAUCUGAUAAAAUUGCUAAGAAUCGAACAAGGGAUGCAAUUUACACUGCAGUUUCGUCAUCCGUUGACGAUCAACUUGAAGCAUCCGAUGCCGUUCCCAGCUCUACUCUUCCAGAAUGCUUGUUUUGUAAAGACUAUCACUCCAUAUAUAAAUGUGAAAAAUUCAUGGUGGAGCCUGUUGAGUCUCGUCGAAAUUUUGCUCGCGUUCAACGUUUAUGCUAUAACUGUCUAAAGCCCAACCAUAUGGUUGGUAGUUGCCCUUCGCAAAGUAGAUGCAGGGCUGAAGGAUGUGGUGCUCGUCAUCAUACGUUGCUCCAUAUUGGUCAUGUGAACAGAAAUAAUCAGUCAGUCCCUGCGACAGUACAUGGGGCCGGUAAUAGCAUUUUUUCAUCUCUUUCAGUCAAUAAAAAUGUUUGCUAUGUUAGACUUCAAGUUGCACCUGUUAGGGUAUUUCUCAAUGACAUGAAAAAAUCAAUUGAAGUGUAUGCCUUUCUCGAUCAUGGAGCUACUCGCUCAUUUUGUUCCAAGUCUUUAUUAGAUAGAAUGAAUAUUUCUGGUUCUUCUGAAUCUUGUUUGAUUAAUGGUAUAAAUGACUCAAGGCAACAUAUUGGCCACAGGGUAAACCUCAAAGUACAGGGAAUUGGGGAAUCAACGGUUGUGAGAUUAGAUAAUGUUUUGGCUUUAGACGCUCUUCCCGAUUUAAGAGGUUCUUUACCAAGCAAUGAUAUUACUGCAAAAUAUCCACAUUUGUCUAAUUUGAAGUUUUGUAACUUGAAUGCUGAUAACAUUGAUCUUUUGAUCGGUGCUGAUGUUCUUUCCAGAUAUCCACCAACAGAAUAUUUGCAAGGCGAUGACAAUGCUCCUACAGCAUGUCAUACAAUUUUUGGUUGGACACUGUUUGGUCCGGAUAUUCUGCAUGGAAACUCAGAAACCGAAGAAGUGUGCGAUUCAUUUUCUAAUGCUAAUUGUGUUUUUCAUAUUUCCAAUCCUAUUGUCAAUGAUUGUGAUAGUUUCAGUGCUCCAAUGUGUAAAGUUUGUGCCCAUGAAUUUGCUGAUAUUAAUUGUGACCCAUGUUUAACUGGUUUGUCUGUCAAUGACAAGAGAGCUCUUGAAAUUAUGGAAAAAACGACCACCACUGUUGAUGGUCGUUUGCAAAUAGGACUCCCGUGGAAGAGUGACAACGUCAAACUUCCCAACAAUAAAAGAAUGGCAGAGACCAGAUUAAGGUCUCUGAAACGUCGUUUUGAAACUGAUAAUGAUUUUUUCUGUAUGUAUAGGUCUAAAAUGAAUGAGUAUAUUGAAAAUGGUUAUGCCGAAUUAUGCCCUGAUGCUUUUUCACAUACUGAUAGAACUUUUUAUAUUUGCCAUCAUGCUGUGAUCACAUCGGGAAAAUUUAGAAUAGUUUUUGAUGGUAGCAGUGUCUUCCAAGGCACUUCUCUGAACCAGAACCUUCUUUCGGGUCCCGACUUGAAUAAUGGCCUAUUGGGUGUUUUGUUGCGUUUCCGUCAAGAACCCAUUGCGUUCACUGGUGACAUCAAGCAUAUGUUCCACCGAGUUAAAGUGAGCCCUAUUGACCGUGAUUCCAUGCGUUUUUUGUGGUUUGAGGAUGGUGACAUGACAAAACCUGUCCUUGAGUAUAGAAUGUCGUCUCAUUUUUUUGGUUGUGUGUCUAGUCCUUGUGUUGCUACAUUUGCUGUGAGAAAGGUUGCUGAUGAUAAUUUGAGUGGUGCUGAUUUUGACACUGUUCAAACACUUGAGAGAAAUAUGUAUGUUGAUGAUGUUUUGAAAAGUUGCGAGUCGUCUGAGAAAGCUAUUAGUUUGAUUAAUCAAUUGUGUGAAUUGACUGAAACAAAGGGGUUUCAUAUGACAAAAUUUGCUAGUAAUUCAAGUGAAGUUAAUUCAUCAAUUCCUAAUUCGGAACUUGCUCCCUCACUGAAAUGUUUGGAUUUGAAUGGGUCUGGUGUUCACCACGCCCUUGGUGUGAAAUGGAAUAUGGGGCCGGAUGAACUGAAAGUGUGUGUGGAUAUUGAACCAAAGCAAGCAACUCGUAGGGGUAUAUUGAGUGCUGUUUCGUCUAUUUUUGAUCCACUUGGCCUAGUCUCACCUUUUGUUUUGCCUGCUAAGCGUAUAUUGCAAGAUUUGUCUAGUGAGGAUUUUUCAUGGGAUGAUACUAUUUGUCAUAGUCAUAAGGUUCGAUGGGAGAAUUGGGUUUCACAGUUGCCAAUCUUGAAUGAUGUUUCAGUCCCUAGAUGUUACAAGCCACCUGGUUUUACGCCAAUUGAUAUACAAUUGCAUUGUUUUUGUGAUGCCUCUCAAGAUGGUUAUGGUGCGGUUGCGUAUUUACGUUUCAUAGAUGCUAAUGGUUCUGUUCAUGUUUCAUUUGUGAAAAGUGUAUCAAGAAUUACACCUAAGCGACCUAUCACGGUUGUCCGCUUAGAAUUGAUGUCAGCUGUCGUUGCUGCUGAGUUGUCCCAGUCCAUCAAAAGAGAAUUGGACUAUGAGAUGUGUUCCUACUAUUUUUGGACCGAUAGUAUGUCUGUUUUGCAAAUGAUUAAUAAUCGCUCUGAAAGGUUUAAAAUUUUUGUCUCUAAUCGUAUUGCCCUAAUUCAUUCAUUGUCUAAAGUUGAAUCUUGGUUUCAUGUGAGCUCUGAAUUGAAUCCUGCGGAUGUUCUAUCUCGAGGAGUUAUGCCCAAACAUCUACCAAAAAUGUCUGUUUGGUUUGCCGGCCCAGAAUUUUUGAAAUUAGAUCGCUCUCAUUGGCCCAAACCUUGUUCUGUGAAAUGUGACGAUAAUUUUGCCUCUGAGGUUAAAAUUAAUUUUGUCUCUACAAGUUCUAAUGAAUUUGCCUCUGUUUUUGAUUUGCUCAAACGCUUCUCUUGUUUCGAAAAAUUGUGCCAAAGUGUUGGGUGGUUGCUCCGUUUUAAAGCAUACAUGAAAUGGAAGUUUCGCAGUGGUCCAAGACCGCCUGUGGGAAACUUGAGUGUUGAUGAGUUGGAAUUUGCUAUGCAUAAUGUGAUGAGUCUGGUUCAGUUGGAUUCCAUCUCGCCUAGUUUGUUGCAGUUGGGUUCCCGAGUGAAUGAUAGUUCUCCCCCUUCAAGUAGCAAUUUGAAACCAUCCACGAGUAAUUCUUCGAAGUUAUUGUUGAAGUUGAAUCCAUUUUUUGAUGAAAAUUGUCAUGUGUGGCGAGUUGGUGGACGACUGAAGCAUUCCAAUUUGCCUUACAGUCAGAGGUACCCAAUUAUUCUGCCUCAAAGUCAUCAUGUCACUGAGUUGAUUGUACAUAUGUAUCAUUGCAGGGAGGGUCAUUGUGGUACUUUGCAUACAUUAUCUGCUCUAAGAGGAAAGUUUUGGAUCCUCAGAGGUCAGUCUGAGGUUCGGCGAAUAUUGGCCAAAUGUAUGGUUUGCAAGUUACGUUCGGCAAAGUUUAGUAGUCAAUGGAUGGCACCUCUCCCUAAAUUUAGGAUUGAACCUGGUCGAACUCCUUUUGAUAAAUGUUCAGUAGAUUUGUUUGGCCCACUCAAGGUUAAAUGCGGUAGGCGUGAGUUGAAACGUUAUGGUUGUAUUUUUACAUGUUUAGCCACGCGAGCUUGUCAUAUUGAGUGUGUUGAGUCGAUGGAUACACCAUCCUUUUUGAAUGCUUUGUUUCGUUUUUCUGAUCGUAGGAAUACUCCGUCACUUAUUUAUUGUGACAAUGGUUCAAAUUUAAUUGGUGCAAAGAAUGUGUUGGCUCAAGGCAUGAACAAUUUGGAUUCUACCCGUAUUGAAGGUGAAUUGGCACGGAAGGGAAUUAAAUGGGAACAUAGUCCUCCUUCCGCCCCUUGGCAAAAUGGUGUUACGGAAAAGAUGGUUCAUUUAACUAAACGUAUUUUGUAUGCUCUUGUAGAAAGACGAACAUUGACAGAUUUUUCCCUUAUUUCAUUUCUCACAGGCGUUGAGAGAAUUUUGAAUGAUAGGCCAAUCACGCCACUGAGCGAUGAUUGUAGAGAUUUUGCGGCCCUGUCGCCCAGUGCGAUUUUGCAUGGUUGUCUUGACACCUCCCUCCCUGCCGAUCGAUUUUUGAAAACUGACGAGUAUAGGGAUUGUUGGCGCAGUGUUCAACGUCUAUUGGAUAUGUUUUGGUCAAGAUGGACCAAGGAGUAUUUGCCCCUCUUGCAGUCUCGCAAGAAGUGGACCUUGUCUGGUCGUAAUCUGAAAGUUGGUGAUCUGGUUCUUGUUCAUAAUGAGAAUUUACCGCGUGGUUCUUGGCCUAAGGCCAUUGUUGAGAAAGUUUUUCCGGAUGGUGAUGGCAUGGUGCGUAGGGUCGAAAUUAGAACUGCUACAUCUAGUGCUAUGCGGGAUGUAAGACGGCUGUGCUUACUUGAGGGUAGUGAAUGA